AUGCGAUUGUUAGUGGCUUCGGUCACAUUUCUCCUGCUCGCCUGCCGAGUGCAGGCAGCGGCUGUCUUUGCUCAUUUCAUGGUGACGAACUCGGCCAACUAUACCUCUAGUGACUGGGAAAAUGACAUGAAAUUAGCGCAAGAUGCGCAUAUUGAUGCCUUUGCCUUGAAUAUGGCUUACAGUGACCCGACAAACAUGAAAGCUCUCCCUGCUGCCUUUGCGGUGGCAGAUUCUGUCGGCUUCAAACUUUUCUUCUCGUUUGAUUAUGCCGGCAAUGGAGACUGGCCGAGGAACGAUGUCAUCGACUUAAUCAACCAGUACAGCACUCAUUCAUCGUACUUCUUCUACAACGAAAAAGCCUUUGUUUCCACAUUCGAGGGACCAGAUCGAGCUAAUGACUGGCCUUUGAUCAAACUUGCUACCGACUGCUUCUUUAUUCCGAGUUGGUCCUCCCUUGGAGCUGAGCCCGCCGUGCAGACAGGUGUCGUGGAUGGUCUCUUUAGCUGGGCUGGCUGGCCUUGGGGCAAUGAAGAUAUGAACACCUAUAUCGAUGCAUCCUACAUCCAGUACCUGGCUGGGAUGCCGUACAUGAUGCCAGUUUCACCUUGGUUUUUCACCAACUUGCCGGGCUACAAGAAAAACUGGAUGUGGCGAGGCGACCAUCUUUGGCAUGACCGCUGGCAGGAGGUGCUUUAUGUGCAGCCCGAGUUUGUUGAAAUCAUCUCAUGGAACGAUUAUGGCGAGUCGCACUAUAUCGGACCCUUAUAUGACAAAGCUAUGGAAGCAUUUGAGAUUGGCCAGGCCCCUUUUAACUACGUAACUGAUAUGGCUCACGAUGGUUGGCGAGCUACUCUACCCUACUGGAUCGAUAUGUAUAAAAAGGGAUCGGCAGAGGUGACUCAGGAGAGUAUUAUUGCCUGGUAUCGACUGGCUCCUGCAGCGGCUUGCGGCAGUGGAGGCACCAGUGGCAACACUGCCUCCCAGUUGCAGAUUGAAUUCCCUCCGGCAGAAAUGGCUCAAGAUCGAAUCUUCUUCUCCGCUGUUCUGGGUUCUUUCUCUAAUGCCGUGGUCUCAAUUGGAGGAGAUGCCCAGACAGUAGGCUGGUCAUUUGUUCCAGGCGAUGAUGUUGGUGUCUACCAUGGUAGUGUCGCCUUUGGUGGUCGGACUGGACCAGUCACCGUGUCUUUGAUGCGCGAUAAUGUUGUGAUCGCCACGAUUGAGGGCAAAGCCAUCUCUGGAAGCUGCACGAAUGGCAUCCAGAACUGGAAUGCCUGGGUAGGUAGUGCGACGACAGGGAGCGCAGUGUCGGCCAGAACAAGUAUCCUGCUUUCCGAGCAAAAGUGUAUAAACGGGACUGGCGCUUACAACUUCGCGGGUCUCUGUGAGUUCGCUUGCACAUAUGGCUACUGUCCCCUAGGAGCUUGCACCUGCACAGAAAUGGGACUCGGCUAUGAAAAGCCGAAUUCGACCGGCGUGCUAGGAUAUCCGAUCGCAGGAGAAGGUGCGAGCUACAGUGGACUUUGCAGCUUUGAUUGCAAUCUCGGAUUCUGUCCUCCCUCGGCAUGUGGUACCGCGGAUGUCCCCCUCUCAACGCCCUCUGUCUCACCAUUCUUACCUCCGGCAUGCACCGCGGGAACUGGCACAGGCAAUCUGGCUGGCCUCUGUGACUUCAGCUGUACUCAUGGCUUCUGCCCGAUGAACGCUUGCACGUGUACAGGGCAAGGCGCAGUGAAUGUCAUGAACCCCACGACCGACGUCACUGGUGAAGCUGCCCCCGGGCAAGACCCAGCCGUCUAUGGUCCUCUGUGUGAAUACACCUGUCAGCGCGGGUACUGUCCCGAAGGCGCCUGUGUAUCGCAUGCUGGUGGUAGUGACGGCACGGAUGAUCUUUAUGUUGCCGCGUCUGUUGCCGAUUCAAAAUCGGGUUCUAACAUUGUCACUGGUAUUGCUCCGCUAAAUAUCAUUGUCGCCCCCUCCACCCUGACUACCACGACUACAUUCUUUAUCGGAUCCCUGGUGACUCCACUCGAGGUGGCCUGGACUACAACCAAGACUGUGACUAUUUCUGGACAGCCUACCGUCACUACUACAGUGACUCGCACUGUGCAGACUACGACCUUUACUAUACCUGAUAUCACGACCACCCACAUUCCAUGGUGGAAUUGGAAUAUCACCGGAACCGACGUCACACAAGCUUCCACAACACUGUUUCCUAGUUUUGCACUAGGCCCAAUCGUGUUCGGCGACAGUCCAAACCCCCAGGAUAUCCCAGGUGAAAGCUUUAUCUCACAUACCGUGACAGCCAACCGCGGUCCCCCAGGUCCUACCUGCACGUCUGGCUGUGGAACCAAGUGUACCUCCUUCUGUGAAACACCAUGCUUGCUCAACUGCGACGAUCCCAAGGCUAUUGAAAGCUGGGAGGACCCAGCGGAUCCUGAUCCUCCUACUAGCCAUUCCAAGUGCUCAGGCUCUGACUGUGAUGACGAUGGUGAUUGCACUGGCCCAUACUGUGUUAAGAAGGGCUGCACCGGCACCGACUGUGAUACUGAAGACCAUGUCUGCCUUGGCACCAACUGUGAAGGUUGCGCGUCCGAAGAUGAUGACUGCGAAGCUGUCGAGGCUGAUGUUUGUACUGAAACCAUCUACUCCUCUAUAGUGACUCCUUCCUCAACCUACACCACUAAAACCUCCACCAGUUGCGAAACUAUCACCGCCUGUGAUGCUGAGGCUUCUACAACCACCACGACCAUCUCAAGCGAAUCUGCAUACGUGAUUGUGACUAUAGCUCCUUACCCCGAUUAUACAGUCAUGAAUGAUGCGGAAGCGACUAGUUUCGCUGAGUCUAUGGAAGAGAUGUUUGAAUCGAUUUGGUCGGAUGACACCACCGGUACUGAGUCAGCCUCUUCUACAAGUACUUCCACCACUUCAUCGUCGACGCGCAGUACAACAAAGACGAGCAGUACAACAAGCUCAAGAACUACUAGUACUAGUAGCGCUGCCAGCUCUACCGAUCCCACCGCGGUCGACGUCACCCCGACAGAGUUCAAGGACGACAACGAUUUUGACGUUGAAUACGACAUGAAUCUAUAUACCACUUCCAACUGCGGAGAGUGGUAUAACGACGACGGAAUAUCAGCAGCAAAUAUCUGUUACCAUUUCGCAAGCAAGGUUGCUUCUUUCUAUCCUGUUUUUGACGAUACUAAACUCUGGAUUGGAGCAUUUGUCGGAGACUCUUGCCCCUCGACCGGGUCUUCACAGGAUGGAUUUAUAACGCUCAAGUCGCGCACAUGUUACAACAUCAAUACGAGUGGUGAAAGUUCGGAAGGUUUAGGCAUGACAGGUUAUAAAGCUAUUGAUGCUUAA
Messenger RNA from Penicillium longicatenatum, 3363 nucleotides. Its product is annotated as glycoside hydrolase family 71 protein. Gene Ontology annotation, molecular function: glucan endo-1,3-alpha-glucosidase activity. The coding region runs from base 1 to 3363 and encodes 1120 amino acids. Gene Ontology annotation, biological process: mating projection tip cell wall disassembly. Lineage: Eukaryota; Fungi; Ascomycota; Eurotiomycetes; Eurotiales; Aspergillaceae. The transcript is spliced from 4 exons. The record is from RefSeq and is a predicted model, not a curated record.